GGAGCGCAGACACAAGCGGCGUUAUUUCUGUGUUGGACUUCACUGGCUCCAUCUUGGGUCCAUCGGGGGAUUAGGUUCACUCUCCUGGCUUCGCUCGUUCCUUCUGUCAAUCCAUUUGCUGCUGGAAGAUGGGCUAGUUUGUGUAAUGUGGUUGUUGUGCUCAAGGUUUGGUUGUAGAAAGGGCCAAAGCAUUGUCGAGACGGUCGAUUCACGAGAUGCAAUUUGUAAUCUGCAAAAGUGAAUUAGUAGCGAAGGGGGGAUGUGGGUAAUCUGUUCGGGGCAAAUUGAGGUUGUCGCGAGGGUAUGGGCGUGAUCGUGUUUGUUGAGACGUGCCUCGGGGUUUAGUGAGGCUGCUUUGAGGUGUAGUGUUGGUUUUGGCUAGGUUGAGAUUGUACUGAGAUUUUUGUUGGGUGUGUGGUGUUGAGAGUGCUGCGGGAGAUUGAGGGUGGAAAUUUUCUCGAUAAGGGUGGGGAUGCAUUCGAUGUGAAGACGGUCUGAGCCGCUUUGCGGAUCGGGCAAUUGUUGAGGAGGAAUUGUUUGAUUCUGUCGUCGAUGCUACCCGUCGUAUUCUGUGUCUGAAGGAAUGGUUAAUGUCUCGUAUGAGUUUAUGUCUCUUUUGUAGUUCACCUGCGUCUAACAGCACCUUGAUUGUACGUUGCAAGAUUGAGUAGAUCACAAGCUGUAUCUCAUUCUAAGCUCCGGGGAGCAGCUUUGCAUUCUGUCUACGAAAUUUCGACAGGGUUCAAUAGAAGUUGAUAGACGAGGUGGAGCUCCACUUUCUACCAUCUGGUGCUGGGUACCACGAUGGAGCUCAAGUACUUGUGUAUAGGAUUCGCGUGAAAGACGGGGGCCUUGAUGAGUUUGGUGGACUCACACCCAGUGCCAUCGCCACUGGCAGUACUUGCAGGAUGCGUGCGAGGUCCGUCAGGAUUUAAAAAAUCAUAACCGAUAUUCUUGUUUGAAACUGCGAGCUUAUUUGGUCAACCAGUGGGAGGUAGGACAAAAUUUCGCCUAGGUAUGGAAUUAGCAAAGUGCCUUAAAUUUCUAACAGACCUCCUAGAACUGGAUCACUCUCAGAACGUGGACGUCCUUUUUGAGAAUGCGGCUGCGGGCGGGAAUCUCUGUAAUUCCGCGGCGUGAAAACGAAAUAUUGUUUCACGUGUGAAUGCUGCUUGAAUCUUUGCGGAAGCUGCAUUUGAAUUUCCACUUCUGGGGUGGAGGGUACUGAGCUUAAGAUGUGAGUAGAAACUCUGCAGAUUGCAGCAAGGAUCUCGUAUAUGGGAUUGUCUCAUGUUGCUUGGAGAAGAAAGUUUUAGGAUCACAUUCAUUGAGACAAGCUGGAGCGGGUACAGAGAAGGAGGUGGGCGGUCUGGAUGCACCGAGCCAACAAGAAAAUGUUCGAACCUGGGUGGCAUCCCCAAGGCCUGCGAGUGAAGAGAGGCAUACUCGUAGGACGCAGAGCUAGCCCCACCACGCCCGUGCCUAGUUGGAAGGUGUUUGACAACCAGCUUUACGAUGGCAUUGCAGCUGCGGGUACAGCGCGAGCUGCAAUUCGGAGAGCAACCCCUGUUUCAGCUCGAAAACUCGCGGCCUCCUUGUGGGAGCUCCAAGAUCAUCCUCUUCCUGCCUGUCUCUGCAGCCAGCAUUGGCUGAAAGGGAUCUCCGACAAUUCAAGUCCUCGUUCGCAGGCAGAUUCUUACUUCUCUCCUCGCAGUUGCAAGUUUGCCUACCAGCAAUACGUGAAGACAGGGGCAGAGAAUGAUAAACGCGGUGAGGAUUUCGGGAAGCAUUUGGCUGCCAUGAGUAUGCAUGUUCAUCACUCCGAGAAGGGUGAGAAACCUGAUUAUCAUGUGACAUAUGCACCCAUACAGAUCGAAGGUCAGAGUCACCAGUUUUCUCCGGCUUACUCGAACUGCUCCAGUCAUAGGAAAUGUAACAGAAAGGCUGUGGAUGAUUCGACGACUACCUCAAGUGAGCUCCUGAAAGUCUUGAGCCGCAUACGCAUUCUAGAAGAGCAGCACAACUCUAGCUUAAGUUUGACAAGUACGCUACGGGCAGAAUUAGAGCAAGCUCGUGCUCGGGUACAUGAUCUGGAGAAGACGCAGAAAGCGGCUCGGAGGGAGGUAGAAAGCAUCAUGAAGAAGAUGAUAGAUGUGAAAGCAAGCUGGAAAGUCAAGGAGCAGGAAAAGAUGCAAGAGAAGAUAGCCAUUGGUGUGCAAGCUGUGAAGGAUGAGUUGGAGGACGAGCGAAAGGUGAGACACAGGCUUGAAAUUUCGAAUCUGAGGAUGACAAAAGAACUGGUGGAGGUCAAGAUGGCUGCUGGUAAAGCGCUUGAACAGCUUGAGAACGAACGCAGAACAAGGCAGCUAAUGGAAGAUGUCUGCGAUGAGUUGGCUCGCGAAAUUGGGCAAGGCAAACUUGAAAAGGAAGAAUUCAUACGGCAGUCUGAGAGAGUUCGGGACGAGCUUGAGGAAGAGCGACGCAUGCUGCAAUUAGCCGAGGUCUGGCGGGAAGAACGUGUACAGAUGAAGCUCAUCGAAGCCAAAGUGGCGCUUGAGGAAAAAGGCGCAGCUCUAGACUUCAUGCGGGGAGAGCUGGAAGCUUUCUUGAGAUGUCAAAAGGGAAAUGGUCGAAACCCUGCCUUGAAGGAAGCUCAGGUCUUACGCAAUGUCAUCACUGCUAUGCAUCCGAGUAGACUAAUCGCAUCUUUUCCCUCAAUCGCACUCAACCAGGAACCCUCAUCCGACAAUGAUGUGUACACGGUGAAUCUGAGCGCUGAGGAUCAAUUGACUAGUGAUGAAGCAUUGGAAGAUAGAUACAGAGGAAAUCUCCUAGACUCGCAGGAUACCGCCAACAGGUGGGAGGACAGCGAGGGCGACAUGGUUGAAGCGAACUAUGAUGCGAGAAUCUUCUCAUCCGCAAAUGUUCAUGUUCGCAGGCGGAACUCGCACAAAUGGCAUGCCGAGGGCACAAACGAAGGGGAGUCUGACUUUGUAAGCGAGUCUCAUGACUCUGAGAAAGAAGAUACACACGAGGUUGCUUGUGAGGAGUUCCCCUGGAACGGUUACUAUGAGGAUGACCUUCGACUUGGCAACGAUGGCAUUGUUCACGCUCCAGAUCCUCAAGACAGCGUCGACGAGUACUCGCUUACCGUUGAGGAUAUAGAGGCACUGAGCAGGCCCAAUGGACACCACGUAGAAGUGGUUUGGGGAGAAGGGGCCUUCGAUGAUGUCCAAGCUAAUUGCUUUGCAUUGCGGCGAGAUGACGACGCUCUCGACCAGCAUCACUCGUCCAAGCGUCUCCUGAAUGAGCACGUGAAUCAUCUCAUGUCUGAUUCUUCUCCUCAUCAAAAGCCACAACAGUUGCAGUCGCCUGAUAAAGCAAGCAAUACACACAUUAUUCGAGGGAUGAAAGGGCAUAUGAAGUGGCCCAGGAACAUCGACGUGGUUAUGCGAUCCAAACUUUUGGAGUCGAACCUUGAGAGGCAACAGCUCCGUCACAGAUAGUGACAUAAUGGGUGUUACUUUUAUAUUGCUACUGUAUACUGAUUAUAUACCACAUUUACCCAGAUGUUUCAGUUCAGAAAUUCAGUUCAGAUGUCGCUGAAUCAAAACGCUUGCAGGAAGUGCACAAGCACGACAGCAUGCAUGAGUGCUCCGUCAACAGAAACCCUGGAGAUCCAUCGAACUCGGCUGUUUCUGGGUUAAGCAUUGGCGGUUAUUGAAUUCUUGUAAAGCUCACCAUUCUUGAUGGCAAGAGUUUUUAAGGUUGGUCUGCAAUUGAGAAUGCUAGGGAGCCAGCAACAAUUUGUACACAAACAAUGUAAUACAAUCAAUAUUUUCAAUUCGAUAAUUACCAAACUCA
This is a messenger RNA of Physcomitrium patens, 3864 nucleotides long. RefSeq lists its product as uncharacterized. Lineage: Eukaryota; Viridiplantae; Streptophyta; Bryopsida; Funariales; Funariaceae. The record is from RefSeq and is a predicted model, not a curated record.